UCCAGGCUAGGAACAUAAUUUAUCUAAUCUCAAAAUAUGCUGUACAUAGCAGCAUCAUUUAUCUCUUCUGUCAAGGCCAUCACCGUGUUCGAAGGGGCAAAUGUUCUUUUCCCAGUGAAUACAACCAUUGACCUGGACAGCAUAAUUCAGUGGAGUUUCAGUCUUCAUCAGAAUACCCGACUGCUGGCCAUGCUUGCCAACUCAGGAGGCAUUCACAUUCUGGACAGCAGAUUCCAGAUCACAGGGAAUGGGUCCCUGGUACUUGAAGGUGCCCGAUCUCAGGAUGCAGGAGAUUACAUCUGUAGCAUUAUCCUUUCGAAUGGAACCGUUCAAAAGAAUACAGUCAACCUGCAAUUUCAGCCACACAAUAUCAGCUUGGGGACUAUGGAGAAGAACUCUACAUCCACUCAGAGCCCAGAUGCUAAGGAGGAGGGGAACUCCUUCUGGACAGUCAUCAUUACCAUAACAUGUUCAGUAGCAGCAGCUGUGGUCUUCCUUGUGGGCAUAUCAUCAGGAAUUAUCUACAGAUGCAGAAAGACUGAUGAAGCAAUUUAUGUUAACACGGCCUACGUAAAGGACAAGAGGUCAACUAGGCCACAACCCCACCUACUGCAAGAGCCUUCCAGAGUUGCCGCUGGGUUGAAGAUUUUAGACUAGCUCUUUAACAGCAGAAAGGCUGUUGCUAAAUUAGAACUUUUGCAAACACUGGUGCUGUUGCCUCAGUCCCUUUCCGGGACUUCUUUUGAGAGACUGUGAGCAUGAAUUAACUGGAUGGAUUUUGACUUGUGCUUGAGUUCUUAUCGGCCUGGCUCUAACCAGAAAAGGCUGGAACCCUGACAAUGUCACCCGCCCCCAUUAUAUUGCCAUAUUAAUACUCUUGCACCACUAAAGGAGAAUUCUGGACAUUUCUCACAUUGAUCUCUGUUUCUCAAAGUCACUGAGUACUGUCGGCAUGGAAAAAAA
Messenger RNA from Alosa alosa (allis shad), 963 nucleotides. RefSeq lists its product as uncharacterized. The record is from RefSeq and is a predicted model, not a curated record. The coding region runs from base 37 to 657 and encodes 206 amino acids. NCBI's taxonomy places the organism in Eukaryota, Metazoa, Chordata, Actinopteri, Clupeiformes, Clupeidae. The transcript is spliced from 4 exons.